CACUCACAGCAACAGCAACUGCUCGAGUUAAAGAAGAUGUGAUCCACAAUCUAUCAAUGAAACAUUGUGAAAUAUUUAUUCAGGGGUUUAAUAGAUGCAAUUUAAUAUAUCAAGUUUGGAAUAAAACUUCAUGUGAAGAUGUUGCUCAAAUGCUUUGUAAGAAAGGACUAAAUGCUGCAUAUUAUCAUGCCGGGUUGGAUAAACGUGAUCGACAAAGAAUUCAAGAAGAUUGGCAUUCCAACAAAGUUCGAAUAAUCGUAGCAACCACAGCAUUUGGGAUGGGAAUUGACAAACCAAAUGUUCGUUACGUAAUUCAUUAUUCACUUCCACAAUCGUUAGAAGGAUACUAUCAGGAGACGGGACGUGCAGGCAGAGAUGGAAAAAAAUCAAAUAAAUAUGACUGCCGUCGGCAACAAAUUUUGGCAUAUUUUGGUGAACUAUUUAACUCAAACCAAUGUCGUAAAACCUGUGAUAAUUGUGAAAUGGCAGCCACGGCACGAAUAAUCGAAUUCGAUGCUACAGACGUAGCAAAG
Molecule: messenger RNA, 533 nt
Organism: Ambispora leptoticha
Lineage: Eukaryota; Fungi; Glomeromycota; Glomeromycetes; Archaeosporales; Ambisporaceae
Source: the annotation of a GenBank genome assembly